This is a messenger RNA of Cotesia congregata, 1128 nucleotides long. Lineage: Eukaryota; Metazoa; Arthropoda; Insecta; Hymenoptera; Braconidae. The record is from the annotation of a GenBank genome assembly.
AUGGCCCUUAGCCAAACCAGUGUGUUGAAACUUUAUAAUACUGUGAUUGAUGAUGUAAUAAAUGGUGUGAAAGAUUCACUGUGUACUGAGGAAGGUGUAGAUGAAGGUGUACUAGAAGAACUAAGACAAAUAUGGGAAUCUAAAUUGAUUCAAAGUAAAGCUGUUGAGUUAAAUGCUGAUCCACCAGAACCACAACCACCUCAGAUAUUAAUAGUUAAUAAAAAUAGUGGAGCCAACAAAGCAGUUACUUCUAGCAAUGCUGCAAAUGUUGGUAAUCAUUUUGCUCAACAACAAAUGCAAGCUAUUUCAUCUACAACUCAGUCACAAUCGCAUCCUCAGCAACAGACACAGCAAAUAGUUCAAAGUCAACCUCAACCACAACCAAUGAGAGUUAUUCCUCCACAGACUGCUAAUGUUCCUAUUCAGCAGCAUGCCACAAUGCCAGUACAACAAGUUGUUUCUGCACCACCACCAGCAUUAUUUGAGAGACCAGUUCCCAUUCAAAUAACAUUACCUGGUAAUGCUAGUACAGGCGAUGGAAAACCUAAAGUCUUAACUAUUCAUGUUCCUGCAUCAGCUAUCCAAGGUAAUCAGUUAGCCACUAUUUUAACGGGGCCUGUGAUAACUGCAGCUAUGGGUUUCCCCGAGAAUGUUGCAUCGAAACUACUUCAACAGCAUGUUGAUAAAACUUUACAGGGUCAAUCAACUAUGCCCAUUGAAAUUAAUCAAGUUAUUACACAGGCAAAUAAUGUUCAGCAACAAAUGCCUGUACAAAAUCAAGGACAAAGUAAUAUUGCUCAACUUGAUGGUCAACAUGGAGACACUUCUGAAGACGAAGAUGAUGAAGAUGACGAAGAUGAUAACGAAGAUGAUGAUGAUGAUCUCGAAAAAGAUGAUGAUGAACAAGAUGAUGCAGGAGCUCGAGAAGAGGAACCACUUAAUUCUGAGGACGACGUCACAGACGAUGAUCCAACAGAUCUAUUUGAUACUGAUAACGUUGUUGUAUGCCAGUAUGAUAAGAUUACGAGGAGUAGAAAUAAAUGGAAAUUUUAUUUAAAAGACGGGAUAAUGAAUUUAAGUGGUAAAGACUAUGUAUUUCAAAAAGCAAAUGGUGAUGCUGAGUGGUGA